This is a messenger RNA of Scatophagus argus, 4195 nucleotides long. Its product is annotated as scavenger receptor cysteine-rich type 1 protein M160. The record is from RefSeq and is a predicted model, not a curated record. The transcript has 18 exons. Lineage: Eukaryota; Metazoa; Chordata; Actinopteri; Scatophagidae. Gene Ontology annotation, cellular component: membrane. Bases 78 to 3929 code for a protein of 1283 amino acids.
ACACAUCCUUGGCAAUAUAAAAAGCUGAGCUGAUCAUUUGCGUGCCUCACUCUCUGGCCGUGAGCUGUGGUGACACGAUGUGGUUCCUCCUUCUCCUCUACACAGCUCACAUUGAGCAGGUGUUCUCACAAGGAGAUGUAAACAGGCUCAUUCUAAAGAAUGGAAACAAUCCAUGUGAAGGCCACAUUGAAAUCUACCAUGAUAACAAGUGGGGCUACGUUGGAGAUACUAAAUGGGAUGAGAAAACUGAAAAAGUGGUGUGCAGAAACGCUCACUGUGGGGAGCCUCAGUCCACAGAGGACAUCCACCUCGAGAAAAGUGGCACAGUCUGGCUCAAUGAAAUGACAUGCACUGGAAAUGAAAAACAUCUGUGGGAUUGCGCAUUUCCUGGUUGGAACAUCAGUAUUUACAGAAAGGAUUCUUUGAAAAAGAUCAAAUGUAAAAAUCAAAUCAAAAUUAGCCUGGAUGGAUUUAAAUGUGCUGGAAAUGUUCAGUACUCCAUCAAUGGGAGAAAAUCGGGUUACUUUUGUGCUGACAAUUGGGGGCAACAAGAAGCCGGUCGUUUGUGUCAAAGCCUUGGAUGCGGAACAGUCAAAGAGAUUCCUGAGCACGAAUGGAUAGUUUCAGGAAGAGAUGAAAACUUGAAAAAUAUGAUGAUCGAUUGUUCGGGCUUUCAAAACGUAGAUAAUCUGUGGCAGUGCGUGACUACUACAGCAUCGUGCUCCAAGCUUGCUUCAGUCAUCUGCACAGGUCAUAAGAGAGUGCAGCUCAAAGGAAACACACCAAACGUCUGUCAUGGCCAGCUGGAAAUUGAGAAAAACGGCAAGUGGCAUACUGUUACCAGCUCAGACGAAAUCAGCCCUGAUGCACUCUGUGAGCAAAUGUACUGUGGUGCCAGUGCCAAUCACAGUCUGGAUAACAACAGCACGGAGCUGAAUUGCACAGACAAUGUUAAAGUAGUUCUGAUGGACAACGGCAAAACCAGCAGGUGCUAUGGUGAAGUUCACAUUGCACUGAAUGACUUGACUCAUCCUGUUUGUGCCUCCACAUGGACCAGUGUGGAUGCUGAGGUGGUCUGCAGAGAGCUAAACUGUGGGAAAGUGAUUAGUAAAGAUGCAAGGUCAAACAACAAAGCUGCGAUAAUGGACAAUGUGAAGUGCUCAGGCAAAGAGUCCUCACUGUGGCACUGUAGGGCAAAGCAUGACAAACCUUUCGAAUGUUCUUUCAGUGCCUACGUAGUCUGUGCAGAUAGUGUGAAUGUAAGACUCAAGGAUGGUCCUGGAACAUGUGCUGGAAGAGUGGAGAUCCAGUAUGAAGGCAAAUGGCAGAGGGCAGUUAAUGAAGGAUGGACCUCUGACAAUUCAAAUACUGUCUGCAAGCAACUGAAAUGUGGAGAUAAAAGUAAACCCACCAGACCUAACAAAUUCAACCAGGGCUCAGCUGAUUUCCUGGCUAAGACUGUGAACUGCGCGUCAAAAGCCACACACAUAUCUGAGUGUAUUACAGAAAACAAUAGAGGCGAACAGAACAAUGCAGUGCCAUUAACCUGCCUGGAUCACAAGGUGGUAUUUCUGAAUGGAAAUAAUUCCUGUUCUGGCACGGUAGGGAUAGAGCACAUGCAAAAAACCUAUUGGCUAUCCGGAUCGAACGAGACAUGGAAUCAAGAGUCUGCAAACACAGUGUGUCAGCAGAUGCACUGUGGGGAAGCUUCUAACUAUACCUCCAUCCAGCAAGAUGAUAAGGAAACUACUUGGAGAGAAUCUUACAAAUGCUCAUCCAAAACCACAUCUCUGUUUGAAUGUGAAAAUAUGACACAGCCACCUGACCACAAUGACACUAUUGCCAGUGUGACAUGUACAGGAAGCGUCACAGUGAACCUGACCAACGGGUGUUGGGGGAAUGUCAAUGUUUGUGUGGGAGGAAAGUGUGGAGGUGUGUGUAAAGACGCCUGGUCAGAUGAAAAGUCUGAUAUGCUGUGUGAAAACCUGGGCUGCGGGCAUGGAAUACUUGCAAGCAGCACACCUGUAGAAACUGAGGUGAUCAUCAGGAGUAUGCACACAACAAAGCACACGACCAACCUGAACCAAUGCAACUUGGUCAGAAAUGAUGACGGAGAUACCACCUGUAACAAAAAGCCAGGCUACGUUGUUUGCUCAGGAAGCGUCAAGAUAAAAAUGAACAGUUCCAGAUACAAGUGUUCUGGAAAUGUGGAGAUGAUGUAUGAAAACCAGUGGCUGCCAGUGUGUUCAGAUGCUCUUACAGACAUCGAAACACGAAACACCAUCUGUGAGGAGCUGAAAUGUGGUCAGGCUAUAAAAAAGUUAGACUUUGGGUCAACAUCACCAGGGACUCGUGGCAUUUCAAAAAUACAAUGUUCUACAAAUGGCACCAAGCCAUUAGCAGCAUGUAACAUCACUUCUGACAAGUGCACAGGCCAUCUUGGUGGUCUCCAGUGCUCCGAGUGGAGAAAGAUGGAGCUGAGAUUCGGCAAGGCCUGUAGCGGAGACGUGUUUGUUCGCUCUGAGGGAAAAUGGCAUGCUGUGUCAAGUGAAGGCUGGACAGACACUGAGGGCAAUCAGCUUUGCAAGGAUCUGAACUGUGGCAGCGUCAAACAGAACAACAAUUACGGAAACAAAACCAAUGAUCCUUUCUGGUCAAAAAACUUUAACUGUACAGAUGUAGCAAGAGAAAACAUCUGGGACUGUGAAAAUUCACCGUUGCAUUCAGAGAAGAAGCAGCUCCAUAUUGAGUGUCAAGGUGAGCCCAAUAUCAACCUUUCAGAAAACUGUAGCGGUGAAGUGAAGAUAAAUAACGUUGGCAUUUGCAUAAAUGGCUGGAACUUAGACUAUUCACACUCGGUUUGCCAGGAACAGAAAUGUGGCAAUGCAAUUGGGUUUGAAGGUAAACCAGCUAAUCCAGAUAAUGAGUACUACAGUGUCAGUUGUGAGGGUUACCAUCACAAACUUGGCCAGUGCAACAGAUUGGAAGUGAAGUGCGAAGAGUUGGUUUCUGUUUACUGCACUGGUAAUGUCAAGUUCAGAACCACAGAAAAUUGUGGAGGUGUGAUUGAAGUCAACUAUAGAAAUAAGUGGGAAAACGUUCAUAUCCCAGAUUUUACCCCUCAGAUUACUGACGAGCUGUGUCAGGCGCCUGGUUGUCGUGGUCGUCUAUUACUGAAUGAUAAAAACAUAAAAAAGGUCAACUUGGAAACAGCACUGAAUUGCACCAAAGAUCACAAGGACAUCAAGUACUGUGUCAGCCAUAUUCCAAACUAUAAACAAGUCAAACCUUCUGAGAUCUACUGUGAAGGGUAUGUACAAACCCCCACCCCCCCAACAGCUAGGCCACCCACGUUUAAAGAAAGACUGCCUGUCAUCAUUGGCGUAGGAUUUUCUCUGCUUCUGGUGAUCCUGACUGUUUUAUUUGUACGAGUCUGCAUUGUCAAGAAAGCCAAGAACCCCAGGAAUGUGUCAUCAAUAUUGUCAAGAAAAGAAGUUGAGUUUGAAAGUGGUGACUACGAGGAUGUCGCAAGCGUAGCAAAUGCAAGGGAAGACUUCAAUCAUGGCAGGUUCCCAUCAGAGGCUGAUGUCAUCGCGGAGGGCGAAGCCCGGAGCACUUCCUCUUUUCCUUACGAUGAUAUUGAUGAAGCAGUUGAGGCUCGGCCCUUAACCUCUCCGACUGCCACUGCUGGUGCCAGAGAUGACAAAUACGUCAAUCAGAGUGUCCUCAAUUCAAGCUCAGAUGUGGAGACCUAUGAAGUGGACGACCCGCAGGAAAAUUAUGACGACAUUGAAGCCUGCCCUAAAAUCACUCAGACUAAAGCAGAAGUCUACGACAGCUCCCAAACCGCACCUGACAGCAUUGCAGUGACACCCCCGGGAUUGGUGAAGGGGGGUGAGGACUAUCUGGUGCCAGGCCAAGAUGGGUGAGCCAGAACUGAAAACCUGCUGAAAUAAAAUCUGGCAAAAUGGAUCACGCCAAAAUGCAGCUCGCUUUACCUCUGGUAAAAAUGUGAAAACAAAUAUCCAAAUGACCUUUACAUUGCAUUACUGAAUCUUUGCAUGCAGCAGACAGUUGUGUAGUUAGUUAAAGUAAAUUGAAAAUUAAUGCAACAAUUGAGUCUAUAAAAAAAAAAAUAAAUAAAUAAAAAAAAUAAUAAUUUCAAAUCACUCAACAAUUUAUCUCAAGGCAGAAG